Molecule: messenger RNA, 1287 nt
Organism: Cottoperca gobio
Lineage: Eukaryota; Metazoa; Chordata; Actinopteri; Perciformes; Bovichtidae
Product: pleckstrin homology domain-containing family S member 1-like
Exons: 14
Coding region: 1-1287 (428 amino acids)
Source: RefSeq, a predicted model, not a curated record
AUGCAUAAGAACCAGAAGAGCGCAGGCGGAAAUACGGUGUUCUACAAACCGUUUGGAGUUACGACCGAAGUAAGAUCUGGAUACCUGUGCAAGUCUCCUCCCCCAAAACGGCUGAAUACAGAGAAAUCAUGGAAGAAGCGGUAUUUUGUGCUGUUCAAACAUAGUGAGCAAGAACACCAACUGAAGUACUUCAAGAGUCCACGUGAAAGGGACAAGCCGCUUGGAGAGAUAGACUUAUUGCAAAUCUCAUUGUUGUAUGUGAGGCCUGAACAGCACCAGAAAUGGGCAUGGGUCCAGAAAACCUUGAAGUGCUCCCCAUCAUGUGUGCUCUACAUCCGGGCAGCUAGCCGGGACUACUUCCUCGUCGGGGACAGCAGUGAGGAGAUGGACGGCUGGUUCACUGACCUGUUUGAGGCCCUAAAAACUCGACCACAGAAAUGUAUAGCUUCAGAGGACAUGUCUAGUGAGAACCCAACCGCUGAGGUUAUUUCAAAACCUACUACGCGGAAAAAAUCUUUUGCUACCGUGCUUAAAAAGACAGAGAAACUUCGGUCCAUGUCUGAUCCUUUGGAUAACGUCACUGUAAAAUCAAAGGGUGAAGAUUAUGCCAAAAGACGUGCAUCGGAGCCUGUGAAUCCAAUCUAUGACUAUCCAAAACUCUACACAGGACCAUCAAAAGGGUAUAAUGGCAAGCCCCGUCGUAACAGCUCGGACUGCAUGGACCUUAAAGUUAAGGAAGUUACCGCGGGCACCCUGAUGAGGUCUGUCAAUGAAGUCUUUGACAAGCUGAAGACACAGAUUGCCCCACUGCCUCCAUUCGAUGAGGAGACCGUCGCUGAGGACAGAGCAGAAAUGAGUCCAACGUCAGACUGUAGCUGCAGCUCCAGUGACGACGGUACCAUCUCUCCUGCAGAGACGCUGGAGAGACCAAACGUGUUCACAUUGGAAAAACAUGGCCCUUCUGACAGCCUUGACGCCAUCACCCCAGUGGAGAGAGAUUUUGAGAUCAAGCAUGUGGAUUUGAAAAAACACCUGACACUAACCGAAGUGGAUGGGAAACCAAGUGUGUCUGGGUGGACAGGCCAGCCGCAGUCUGUGUGCCUGUUUCACAAAGGAGACUGCAUUCUGGCAAUUAAUGACUUGCACACCGGCAGCGUGGAGGAGUAUUUCAUGUAUCUCAGCAAGUGUCUCAAGGUUGAGGUGAAAGUGACCAUCCUGCGUCUGCCUGGAAGCCCUCCUCUGCAUUCACCGAACUGUCAGUGCAGUGCAACGCAAGCUGACCAUUAG